Molecule: messenger RNA, 1482 nt
Organism: Diabrotica balteata
Lineage: Eukaryota; Metazoa; Arthropoda; Insecta; Coleoptera; Chrysomelidae
Source: the annotation of a GenBank genome assembly
AUGGUUGAUUCCCUUGACAAUAACAGUCGCAACAAUACCUUGGAAGUAUUAGUUAAUAAUUCUAAUCGUGCGCCGGUAGACAACAAAGUUCAGGAUGCAAGAAAGAAACCGGAUACCCCCUUUCUAUAUUUUUCUACCCUUACAGCAAACCUCUUAUUAUUCUCCUGUUCAAAUUUCCAUGUUUGGACAUCGCCAGCGCUUCCCAAAUUAUUAUCCAAUGAUACAUUAGUCAAUCCAAUAGGCAGACCCAUAAGUACCUUGGAAGUUUCUUUACUAGCAGGAUUUCCAUUCUUGAUUGGUUUGAUUGGAUCAAUUUUUGCAGGUACCAUAGCUGAUAUCGUUGGUAGAAAGAGCGUUAUGCUAUACGCAGCAAUAACAGUCAUAAUGUGUAGCUUAACCAUAUCAGCCAGCAAAGAUAUUUAUGUAUACAUAGUAGCUAGAUGUAUUAUUUUCGUCUGUUUUUCAACGGCACUAGUUUUAGUACCAUUAUACCUUACAGAGGUUUGCGAAGAUCAUAACCGAGCAAAAUUUGGUUGUUUAAUGGGUGUAAGUCUGCCUGCGGGGCAUCUUUACAGUUAUGUCGCAGGAGCUAGGACAAAUAUACCGGUGUAUACACUACUUUGUGCAGCACCACUAGUACUCUUCUUAAUAGCCGUCUUACUGUUUGUCCCAGAAACACCAGUGUACUUGAUUGCCAAAGGAAAGAUAAAAAUAGCUUUAAAAGUAUUAGAAAAACUACGAAGAAAUAAACAACCACAGGAAAUUGAAAGAGACUUUGAAAAAAUAAAUGAUAAUUACAAAACUAAACGUAAAAUUGGCACAGUUUCCGCACUAGCAUUGCUAAAAUCAAAAAUAUAUCGAAAAGCAAUAAUACUGGCCAUAUUACCUUUAUGGGUUCAACAUUUAUCUGGAGUUACUGUUAUUAUGCAGUUUAUGGUGCCAAUUUUUGACGAAGCAGGAACUAACCUAUCAGGAACUACAGUAUCAAUGAUAGCAGGAACCAUAAAAAUUAUAAUGUUCAUUAUCACUGCCCUUUUUGUAGAAAAGACUGGAAGAAGACCCUUACUGUUAUUAUCUGGAUAUGGUACUGGAGUAUCACUUUUUCUUCUUGGACUGUUUUUGUAUUGGAACUAUGUAAAAUGGGAGUACUUAACCAACGUAAUAUGGUUGCCGAUUUUGUGCCUACUUUUAAAUCUAAUUGUAUAUUCAAUAGGCUUAGGACCAAUUCCUAUGGCAGUUAUGACUGAAUUAUUUGACAGUAAAGUUAGACCAGUCGCAUUAUCUUUUCUAGUAACUCUUAAUGGGAUCCUUGUUUCUAUUCUUAAUUUUUUGUUUCCAAUUAUAGCAUAUAACUUUGGAACACAUUGUUGCAUUUGGUUAUUUAGCUUAUGUUGUUUUGUGGGAACAACUUUAAUUUAUUUUUACUUACCAGAGACUAAGGGUAAAAGUAUUAGUGAAAUUCAAAAAUUGUUAAAUAAAUAG